Molecule: messenger RNA, 2367 nt
Organism: Macrobrachium nipponense
Lineage: Eukaryota; Metazoa; Arthropoda; Malacostraca; Decapoda; Palaemonidae
Product: golgin subfamily A member 6-like protein 25
Exons: 2
Coding region: 1-2367 (788 amino acids)
Source: RefSeq, a predicted model, not a curated record
AUGGCGGCGAAAUUCGAACGCUGCCUCCUAGAGACGAGCUUUCUGAAGAAGGACAUCGCGACCCAACAACAAAAGCUGCAGCAGUUGGAGGAGAAGAAUGAAAGAAAUGAACAAGUGAUCUCGACCCAGACCAGUCUCAUACACUCAUUACAAGCGGAAGCGAUCGUGAGGGACCAGAAGAUCGAAUCUCUGGAGAAUGCUCUUGCAGAAAAGGAAACCCAUAAGAGAGAUUCGAUCGUCAUCCCUCGUCUGGAAAGAACAAUGGAAGAGCUGGUCUAUCGAUGCGAGCUUCUGGAGGCAGCGAGGAAACUGAUGGAGGAACAAACAAAGGGACUUCAAAAGGAUAAGGACUUGGAAGUGAAAGGCCUCCGUGAGGAAAUCGAAUCCCUCAAGCAAAUUAUACAAGGACUGGAGGACAAGUCCAAAAACGAAGUCGAGAAUCUAGGAUCAGACACGAGGGCAGCUGAAUCUCGAGGGAACAGAACUGAAACGAAGAUUGGAUCAGAGGAAAAAAAGGAAGCUCCGACUUUGGAGGACAUCAUCCCCAGUGAGGAGGCUUCAGAAGUUACCUCCCCUAGGGAGGAUUACGUCCCCACCACCCAAAGCGAGGCCUGGAAGGAGGAGCUCAGCACGACCUCACAAUUUGUUGCUGAGAGAGCAGCCUUCAGCAUACAGAAACAAAAGUUCCAAGAGGAAAGAGAAGCCUUCAUCAAGGAGAGGCAAUACCUCGAUGGAGAGAAGGAAAAUUUGAAUAAUAAGUACAAGGAGCUGGAACACAUUGCUUGUGGUCUUGACAAGCACAGAGAAGCAUUGAUGUCAGAGAAGCACCAAUACCAAAAGGAAAACGAGAUUUUUGCGGAACAACAGAGAGCGCUGCAUAAAAAUCAGCAAGAGCUGUAUGCUAGAGAGAUGGAACUGAAAGAAAACCAGCAAAAGCUGGAUGAUCAGCAGAAGGCAUUGGAUGAAUAUCAUAAAGAACGAGAACGACGGAAAGGAAACCUCAUGCAAUGGGAAUUAGAUCUCAUUAAAAGAAGGGGAGAACUGAAACAUGAUCAAGAAAAGUUGCAGGAAUGGGAGCAAAGGGUGAAUAUAAAAGAGAGACUACUGGAAGAAAAAAUGCAGAAAUUGAAGACAAAAAAGUCUCGUAAGAAGAAAGGAGCAUCUCGAUGGCUGGCGAGUUGCCUCCAACUCGUCAGGAGUAGGAUAUCUUUAUGUCUGAGGAAUUUUCCUCAACUCGGGAGGAUACGUAAUUGGCUCUCAUCAUCUCGGAGUGAGAGUGAGAGCCAAUGGCCAGAGAUCUUCCCAACCACCUCGCCAAGCAAAGGAACUCUUAUCCGGCGAGAUUCCCCCAUCACGGCAGGUGGAAGAACUCUCAUGUGGAGAGUCACCAGCUGUUUAGUGGGUUGGUGGAUGAGGUCUCAGGAGGAAAAAAAGGAAGCUCCGACGUUGGAGGACAUCAUCCCCAGUGAGGAGGCUUCAGAAGUUACCUCCCCUAGGGAGGAUUACGUCCCCACCACCCAAAGCGAGGCCUGGAAGGAGGAGCUCAGCACGACCUCACAAUUUGCUGCUGAGAGAGCAGCCUUCAGCAUACAGAAACAAAAGUUCCAAGAGGAAAGAGAAGCCUUCAUCAAGGAGAGGCAAUACCUCGAUGGAGAGAAGGAAAAAUUGAAUAAUAAGUACAAGGAGCUGGAACACAUUGCUUGUGGUCUUGACAAGCACAGAGAAGCAUUGAUGUCAGAGAAGCACCAAUACCAAAAGGAAAACGAGAUUUUUGCGGAACAACAGAGAGCGCUGCAUAAAAAUCAGCAAGAGCUGUAUGCUAGAGAGAUGGAACUGAAAGAAAACCAGCAAAAGCUGGAUGAUCAGCAGAAGGCAUUGGAUGAAUAUCAUAAAGAACGGGAACGACGGAAAGGAAACCUCAUGCAAUGGGAAUUAGAUCUCAUUAAAAGAAGGGGAGAACUGGAACAUGAUCAAGAAAAGUUGCGGGAAUGGGAACAAAGGGUGAAUAUAAAAGAGAGACUACUGGAAGAAAAAAUGCAGAAAUUGAAGACAAAAAAGUCUCGUAAGAAGAAAGGAGCAUCUCGAUGGCUGGCGAGUUGCCUCCAACUCGUCAGGAGUAGGAUAUCUUUAUGUCUGAGGAAUUUUCCUCAACUCGGGAGGAUACGUAAUUGGCUCUCACCAUCUCGGAGUGAGAGUGAGAGCCAAUGGCCAGAGAUCUUCCCAACCACCUCGCCAAGCAAAGGAACUCUUAUCCGGCGAGAUUCCCCCAUCACGGCAGGUGGAAGAACUCUCAUGUGGAGAGUCACCAGCUGUUUAGUGGGUUGGUGGAUGAGGUCUCAGGGUGAGAGGGACACCAGAGGCCCAUAG